CUUCACUACCCAUUCGAUCCCUAACCGCGUCCAAAUUCAAAUCGUCCCUCGUUCCCAUCCCCUCCCCCGGUUUCGCUUCGGCCCCCAACCGAUCCCUCACCGCCUCUCUCCUUCUCUUCAACCUCCUUUCUCUCUCUUUCUUUCUCUUCGAUCCACCAUGGGGGGCGCUCACAGCCGCGAGGGUUUGGAGCUCUCCGACUCCGAGACCGAGGCCGAGGAAGAAGAAGAAUACGAGGGAGAAGAAAACCCCCGGAAAGAACAACGUGACACUCCUUCAUCGGCGGAGCGGAGCCGUGGAAAAACCCUAGCGCCGACCACCCUCGACGAGGUCGACGAGAAGCUAAAGUCCCUUAAGCUCAAGUACUUCAAACCCUCGCCCUCCUCCCCCCAGAACCCUAACGCCAAGAACACCGUCAAGCUCUAUCUCCACAUCGGCGGCAAUUCACCCAACGCCCGGUGGAUCACCUCCGAGAAGCUCGUCUCCUACUCCUUCUUCAAACCCUCACGCCCCGACGCGGCCGACGAGUCCGACGGCGACGAUCAGAACCCCUCCUCUCCCUGGUUCUUGAAGAUUGGUUCCAAGGUCCGGGCCGAGGUCGGCCCGGACUUGCAGCUCAAGUCGUUCCCCGACCAACGGCGCGUCGAUUUCGUCGCUGAUGGGGUCUGGGCUCUCAAGUUCGCCACGCCGGAGGGCUACCGGGAAUUCCAGAACGAGUACCAGAAUUGCCUCUUUGAGAAUACCUAUGGUUUUGAGGCGACCGAUGAGAACAAGAUUAGGGUUUUUGGGAAGGACUUCAUGGCUUGGGCACGGCCGGAGGUGGCCGAUGACAGCAUCUGGGAGGAUGCGGAGGAUAGCUUCGAGAAGAGCCCGGGCCUGGGCUUGCCAUCCCGGGCGAGCCAGGACCUAUUGGAGGAGUUUGAGGAGGAGACCGGUGGGGGUGGGAUACAGAGCCUCGCACUUGGGGCUCUCGACAACAGCUUCCUGGUGAGCGACUCCGGAAUUCAGGUUGUCAGAAAUUUUAGCCAUGGAGUUCAUGGGAAGGGGGUCUCGGUGAAGCUUUCCAAUAAUGGCAAAAGAGCUGGUGGAUAUUCGACUCCCAAGAAAGCCCUUUUGAUGAGGGCUGAGACCAACAUGCUGUUGAUGAGCCCAGGACAGCAAGGGAAGCCCCACGCUACUGGCAUUCAUCAUCUAGAUAUUGAGACCGGGAAGGUGGUGACGGAGUGGAAAUUUGAGAAGGAUGGUACCGACAUCACCAUGAGAGACAUUACAAAUGAUAGCAAGGGAUCGCAGAUGGCCCCUUCAGAGUCGACGUUCUUGGGAUUGGAUGAUAACAGGCUCUGCCGGUGGGAUAUGAGGGACCGGAGAGGGAUGGUCCAGAAUAUAGCCAAUUCGAUGGAGUCGCCAGUGCUGCAGUGGACUCAGGGGCACCAGUUCUCCAGGGGGACGAAUUUCCAGUGUUUUGCGACGACAGGAGAUGGGUCCAUUGUGGUGGGGUCUCUUGAUGGGAAGAUAAGGUUGUACUCAAAGAGCUCAAUGAGGAUGGCAAAGACUGCUUUCCCGGGUCUUGGGUCGCCAAUCACUCAUGUGGAUGUUACUUAUGACGGGAAGUGGAUAUUGGGCACAACAGACACGUACUUGAUCCUUAUAUGCACUGUUUUCAAGGACAAAGAUGGAAAGGAGAAGACUGGUUUUGGUGGAAGAAUGGGGAACAGGAUUGCGGCUCCAAGGCUGUUGAAGCUUACUCCAUUGGAUUCGCAUUUGGCCGGCAAGAACAAUAAGUUCCAUGGGGGACAGUUCUCCUGGGUCACUGAACAUGGUAAGCAGGAAAGGCAUCUGGUUGCAAGCGUCGGCAAAUUCAGUGUCAUUUGGAACUUCCAGCAAGUGAAGAACAGCAAUCAUGAGUGCUACCAGAACCAGGAGGGAUUGAAAAGCUGCUACUGCUACAAGAUUGUCCCCAAAGAUGAAUCCAUCGUGGACAGCCGGUUCAUGCAUGAGAAAUUUGCUGUGAGCGACUCUCCAGAGGCACCAUUGGUGGUCGCGACCCCAAUGAAGGUCAGCUCCUUCAGCAUAUCAAGUAGACGCUGACUUGUGCCCCUUGGAUCCCCCUUCUACUGUCUUGUUUGGAAUGUACUGGAGAUUGUGCUUUGCUUGGAAUGCUCCGUUUUCAAUUCACUACUAUAUAUUUGGAUCGCACUCAACAGUCUUGUGAUUCAGUUGGAACCACCUCUUUGUGUGUUUAUUUAAAUUCUGAAUGUGGAAUUUAAGAAUUUGUUUGUGGAUUU
This is a messenger RNA of Phoenix dactylifera (date palm), 2283 nucleotides long. RefSeq names its product protein CYPRO4-like. Gene Ontology annotation, cellular component: cytoplasm; nucleus. The record is from RefSeq and is a predicted model, not a curated record. Lineage: Eukaryota; Viridiplantae; Streptophyta; Magnoliopsida; Arecales; Arecaceae. Gene Ontology annotation, molecular function: protein binding.